Molecule: messenger RNA, 3054 nt
Organism: Zootoca vivipara (common lizard)
Lineage: Eukaryota; Metazoa; Chordata; Lepidosauria; Squamata; Lacertidae
Biological process (GO): regulation of gene expression
Cellular component (GO): nucleus
Source: RefSeq, a predicted model, not a curated record
GGGGAGGGGCGCCAUUCACAUUCCCGGAAGAGGAGCAGGUCUGCAGAGGAGGAAGAAAAAGAGAUUUCCUCCCCGUCGAAAGAAGAAAAUGGAAUAAUGGAGAAACUAUUUAAAUUCAUGGAGUUUGGAAAGAGAGAGGAGAAGCAAUUUGAAAGUAUGGAGUAUGGGAAGAGCUUUACUGAAAGUGGAGCACUAAGGAAACACCAACAGACUGACACUGGGGAGAAACCAUUUAAAUGCAUGGAGUGUGGAAAGAGCUUUGGUUGGAGUUCAAACCUUCGUAUACACAAACACACUCACACAGGGGAGAAACCAUAUAAAUGUAUGGCGUGUGGAAAAAGCUUCAGUCAGAUUGGACACCUUAAAAACCAUCAACGGACCCACACAGGGGAAAAACCAUAUCAAUGUAUGGAGUGUGGAAAGAGCUUCACUGAUAGUGGAACAUUUGGAAAACAUCAACGGACCCACACAGGCGAGAAACCUUUCGAAUGCAUGGAGUGUGGAAAGAGUUUCAGUCAGCGUGGAAACCUUAGAAGCCAUCAACGGUUUCACACAGGGGAGAAACCAUUUAAAUGUAUUGAGUGUGGAAAGAGCUUCAGUCAGAGUGGAAAGCUGAAGUUACAUCAUCGAACUCACACAGGAGAGAAACCAUUUAAAUGUAUGCUGUGUGGUAAGAGCUUCACUGAUAACCGAGGACUUAGAAUCCAUCAUCGAUCACACACAAGGGAAACACCAUAUAAAUGUAUGGAUUGUGGAAAGAACUUCACUUAUAGUGGAACACUAAGAAAACAUCAACGGACUCACACAGGGGAGAAACCAUUUAAAUGCAUGGAAUGUGGAAAGAGCUUUAUUAAUGGUAGAGCACUUACUAUCCAUCAUCAGACUCACACAGGGGAAAAACCAUUUGAAUGUAUGGAGUGUGGAAAGAGCUUCAGUGACAGUGGAACACUUCGAAAACAUCAACAGACUCACACUGGGGAGAAACCAUUUAAUUGCCUGGAGUGUGGUAAGAGCUUCACUGAUCGUAGAACACUUAGAAUCCACCAUCGAAAUCACACAGGGGAAAAACCAUAUAAAUGUAUGGAAUGUGGAAAGAGCUUUACUUAUCGUGGAGCAGUGAGAAGACAUCAACGGACUCACACAGGGGAGAAACCAUUUAAAUGCAUGGAAUGUGGAAAGAGCUUUAGUGAUAGUAGAGCAGUGAGAAUCCAUCAUCGAACACACACAGGGGAAAAACCAUUUGAAUGUAUUGAGUGUGGAAAGCGCUUCACUUGUACUGGAACACUUAGAAAUCAUCAACGGACUCACACUGGGGAAAAACCAUUUAAAUGCAUGGAAUGUGGAAAGUGCUUCAGUCACAGUGGACUCCUGAAUUCACAUAAUCAAACUCACACGGGGGAGAAACCAUUCAAAUGCACGGAGUGCGGAAAGAGCUUCAGUCGCAGUGGAGACCUUAGAAAACAUCAAUGGACUCACACAGGGGAGAAACCAUUUAAAUGUAAGGAGUGUGGAAAGGGCUUCACUAUUAUUGGAGACCUUAGAAGACAUCAACGGACUCACACAGGGGAGAAACCAUUUAAAUGCAUGGAGUGUGGAAAGAGAUUCAGUCAGAGUGGACACCUUAGAAGACAUCAACGGAGUCACACGGGAUUAACCAUUUAAAUUUAUGCAGUGUUGAAAGAGUUUCUUUCAGAGUGGAGCCCUAAAUUCACACACAGGACACUUAGAAGACAUCAACAGACUCACUCGGGGACAAGCAAAUAAAUGCAUGGCGUGUGGAAAGAGCAAUAAUAAUAAUAAUAAUAAUAAUAAUAAUAAUAAUAAUUUAUUAUUUAUACCCCGCCCAUCUGGCUGGGUUCCCCCAGCCACAAUAGAAGUGGAAACCUUAGCAAAUACCAGCGAACUCAAAAAGGGAAACCACUUACUUAUAUGGAACGUACUUAUAUGGAACUUCAGCCCUGAUGUUCUUACAAAACAUCAAUGGACUCGCAAGGAGGAAAAGCUUUAAGAGUUGAAACCCUACAAUCCACAAUCCACAAACUGAAAAAUCAUAAACAGUUUGAAUGGAAUGAGUGCGGGAAGUGCUUCCAGUGCUUUACAGAUACCGUAUAUAUAAUUUUAUUUAUAUGCUAGCUGGCCCAGCCACGCGUUGCUGUGGGUCAUUCCUGUGAUUCCCCCCCACCCUGUCCCAAUCCAUGACGUAUCCCGCCCCUCCUCCCUCCAACCCCCUGGCUCAUCCCUGUGUUUUGGUAGGAUACCCUUCCCUCUGUUUUCCCCGGGGAGUGUUGUCCCCUCCCCCCUGUAUCUCCAUACAUUGGCCCCUGCGCACGCAUCGUGAACAUUUUUAUAUAUUUAGAUUUAAAAUUUUUGAAAUAAGAACAUGAGAAACAGAAGUUAUUAUUGUUUAAUUUUAUUUUUUGGGUUGUCAUUUAUUUUGGUGGGUAUUGUAUGAUUUGGGCGUUGUUGUGUGUUUUGGGGGCUUUUGUGGGUUUUUUAAAAAUUUUAUUUGGAUUUUCUAAUUUUGGAGUAGGUGACCUAGAGAACUACUUUAAUAAUCCCGACCGGGGGGUGGGGUGGAAUCAAAUAGUGAAGACUCACAGCCCCAUAGCAACAGAAGGUGAGUUCUGAAGUGCCCGAGCUGUUCAGUUCCAUUAAAAAUCCAUUAUCCCCCCCCGGGGCCUAGUGGGGGCCUGGCGGCCUGGUAGGGGCCUACAUAAAACAAAGGCCGUGCUGCAGUCUGCGAUCCGGGCGCUCACCCUCCCCCCCCCGGGCCUAGUGGGGGCCUAGCAGCCUGGCAGGGGCCUAGGGGUCUGGUAAUGGCCGCCUUGGUGGUUUCAGUUGCUUGGUUGAUGAUGUCAUUAUUUGGCACCACCCUUCAGAGCUUUUGCUGGUAACAGCGUGCAAUCUGCCUUUCUAUUGGAUGCUGCUGGAGUCUUCAGAGCUUUUGCUGGUGAUGUCUAAUUAGUGCACCACAUUUUUUUUUACGUUUAAUCACUAUUUAAGGUAUGAAAGCUGUGCUUUUUGGGGGAGGGAAUUAUGCCAGAUCAGGGGCGU